AUGAAGCUUAUCAUUCUUGCCUGCCUUGCCGCCGUGGCUGUUGCCACUCCUCAGUUCGAGGACCGAGUGGUUGCCCUCCUUCGUGAUGACCGCAUAGCCAACGAAGACGGCACCUUCUCGUACGCCGUGGAAGCCGACAACGGCAUCAACACAGCCGUUGAAGGAGUUGUUGGAUCAGCUGGUCAGAUCAACCAGGCAGGAUCUUACACCUAUACCCUUGCUGACGGCACUCAGGCUGUGGUCACCUUCGUCGCCAACGAGAACGGCUUCCAGCCCCAGUCCGAUAUCCUGCCCACUCCUCAUCCUCUCCCUGCCCACGUCUUUGAGCUAUUGGAAAUCGCCGAGCGUCAACGUGCUGCGGGCAUCUUACAUUAUGCCACGAUUUCUUUAAAUCAUGGCCUUAGACCAUACUUCAUUUAG
Molecule: messenger RNA, 420 nt
Organism: Penaeus indicus
Lineage: Eukaryota; Metazoa; Arthropoda; Malacostraca; Decapoda; Penaeidae
Product: cuticle protein AMP1A-like
Exons: 4
Coding region: 1-420 (139 amino acids)
Cellular component (GO): chitin-based extracellular matrix
Molecular function (GO): structural constituent of chitin-based larval cuticle
Source: RefSeq, a predicted model, not a curated record